AUGAGCAAGGGAGGAGUUUCAAAAGAAAUUCAUGCCUACUACUACUGCUACAUCUAUUAUUGCAUCCGAACGUCUCUUCCUUAUGAAAAGAAGGGAUGCGGUUAUCGUUGCUUUUCCCUUGCUGCAUUGCCAGGGCCAUUGAGAACAUGUUCAGCAACAGGAGAAAAAGACGAACUUGUGUUAUUUGGAGUUGUAUUAUUGGGAGUUUGGUCGCCGUGUUUCUUGUUAUCAGCAUCAGGGAUGCUCUGCUCGCCUCCAGUGUCAUUUGCUCGACGGAAGAAGUCAUCAGCAGACACAUCGUCAAAUUAUGUGCUGAUGUGAAGAAGGAAGGAAUAGUAUCAUAUAGUAGAAGCAUAAAGGUAGAAGAUUUAUGCCAUGAUUUGUGUGAGGAAGAUAUAACAACAAAACUAGAAUGUAAGGCAUUUCAUCUUAACAAACCAACAGUUUUUGUACUAAACCAAGGCAAUAUAAAAGUUGUUAAGUCUGCUAUAAAUGCAGAAGAACGUGAAGAAGCCCUAGGAGAGACUGAGGAGGAAUAUUGGAACACAAAAGCAGCAAAUCCAUAUAUCCCAUCAAAAGAUGAAUUUAUGCAUAUGGUUAAUAUAUAUGUUGGAAAUUUCAUUGAUGGGGAAGUUAAUCAAGACAUAUUAUCUAGGUUAACUGAUCAUAGCAAUGUCUAUCAAGGUGAUAUAGAGUCGAUGGUUAACCACAGAAAUUUUUGGUUGCUUACCCAAGACCAUGAAUUCCUGACAUCACUCCUCUUCGAAGAGUACAACAUCUUCCCAAAAGUUCUUGGAACCUGUGGAAUUUAUUAUUCCAUGGAAUACUUCCAGCCCUUAACAAAAAAUGCCAUGAGACCUUUUGACUUCUCAUGGCGGGAAAGGCUCUGGAAAGCUUUGGAUAUUGUCAAGUAUGUAGGACGACUAGACUCUGUGUGGACAGAGCCUUUACAUUUGUGUGAUGUUAAACAUGAUCACUUUGGUUGGAGUGAUGAAAAUAAAGUCAGUUUUUUAGAUCUUGACUCCAUUCUAACAGACAGUGUUUUAAUAAAGACAUUGGAACACACACCAGCAUGUACAGAUAAUGAAGACUGUUCUUAUUUUGAUUGUAAAGGAAAGUGCCACCAUAAAACGGCUAAAUGUGGGUUGGAACGCACAAAUACUAAUUUGCAAGUGAUAUGUGAUAAAAUUUUUCUUGGGAACACUGAUGGUUUGAUAUCACUUUAUGGCUUACUUGUAUCUCAUGAAGCAAAUGAGGAAUUGUUAGAGGCUCUAGAACUAUGCAGAACAAAUCGGGGAAUGACAGUUGAUGGUAUUGCUGAGGUCAUUAAAAAGGCUGCUAGUCUUCUGAUGUAUUAGUUUGUGCAGAGAAACAUUCAUUAAUUAACAAGCAACACACCAAAGAUGAUGUUUAAAUGUGCAGCUAAUGGAGGACACAAGAUCUUUGUAGGGGUCUUAUUGCUCAAACUUUUAACAUCGGUAAGUAAAUAAGUACUACUGUAUUUUGUAAUAGCAGUUUGUGUUGCAAUAAGCAUUGUUGGCUUCAGCUGUGAUUUCAGGAUAGUUACAUCUCACAGCUGGUAACCACUGGUGAUUUGGAUGUACAACUAAGUGAGAAUUUUAGCUGAAGUAUAUUUACUGAAAAAUGUGUUCAUACAAAUGAACAACCCUUGUAUUUUUACUUGAACAUAAAUAUGUAGUGAAAGUGGACGAGCUGAAUGAAGAAUUGCUGCUAAAAUAAUUUAAAGUAGUGGUUAGUAUGUCAUUACCUGCUAGGGUAGCUUUGCAUCAUCUGUCAAGUGCUUAUACUUUUCACUGCUUCAGAUUGUAUGGUACUUGGGUUUUAGCAGUUUUUUCAUUCAUUUGCUAACAUAAUGUUGGAUUGCAACAUUUUAAUAUUAGUGAUUCAGUUGUUAGUUUGAAGCUAAGUAUUUGUUUAACCAAAGUUUACUCAUCUUCCCUUGGGACAUUUAUAAUCCAGGAGUCUGCACCACUUUUCCCAUUGCUCCCAAAAUUGAAGUAAUCUUGCACUUACUUGCAUACGGAGGACUUUGUCCUCAUUUCUUAGUUGAGUCUAGUGGAAGAUUUCUUGAUACCUUUGGGAGUGAACUGUCGUUAGCCCUUGGACUAAAACUCAUUCUAUGUCUGCAAUUCUGAAACUGAUGCAUCUGUGUUAAUCAGGCACUGAACACAGACGGCUCCUUUGGGAGCCUAGAAGACUGAGACAAAAGAUCCUGUGUAUUCUUUUUCUGUAAGUGAGAUGCAGUAAGACAAAAGAUCCUGAGUAUUCUUUUUCUGUAAUUGAGAUGCAGUACCUAGCACUGUCUCCGGUGGAAACUGAUGCGCAUGAUACAAAGGAGAAAAAAGUUGGAUGAUCUUUGAGUUGGUGUUACUCCUUUGGACAUGAAAGAAUGCCAAAGAUCUCGUUUCUUAACCCUUAAUGGACAGAUAGCUUGUCAGUAGUAAUAACAGGUUUGGGGUGGUGGAUGGAUGGAUGCUGUGGGGAAGCAAUAUUAAGCGCCAUUGAUUUGGAAAGAAUCGGGCUGGAAAGAGAUGCCAAUACUUCAAUACUUCAGUAGCCGAUAAAUUCACUAAUAACUUUAACACUGGCAAAAAUCAUGAAUCUAGCAUCUCAGGACUUCAGUUCUGCUUCUGACUUCAAAGGAGAAUAUAUUGCAUCUCUGUCUCGCAUGACAUCUUUUUGUAAAUUUGCUCUUGAAUGUACCAAGGGGUUGCUGUUGGUUUUUGUUCUUGACUUUUACGAUAGUAUGUUGGUUGUAAAUGUAAUUUUGCAAAGAAAAGUGCAAAUAAAUAUUAGAAAAAAUAUUUACAAAUAAAAAAAAGUGACUGAAUCUUCAUUCUUGGUAAAUUUAUGUAAAUAUUUUUCAACUAAUUUGCUAAGAAUUUGUUACUGAUUUUAUUUCUUAUCUGUUUUGAUAUGUGAGCUGUAAUUAUAAUUUGACAAAUAUAAAAUUAUUUAUUAGAAAAAACAUUGUUAAGUUGGUAAAAUUUACGAUUGUCUUGUAAAAGAAGCCCCACAAGGGUUUUUAAAUAGUAUAGUCAUUUUCAACUUCUCGUGGAAGGUAGGGAAAACGUUUUAGAAUUUUUUUUUCUUUCAUCAUGUGCAUUUGCAUAUCUUCCUCUUUCCAUUGAUGUGUUAUUUUUUCGUAGAUUGGCUGACCUCAAAGUGUACCCAGCCUGAGGAACUGCAUAUUUAUAUUUUUACCCAUCCACAAAGGGUUAAGGACUCCCAUCAUAUAUAGUUCCUCAUUGCACGAGUGGGUUAUGUGCUCGCCUACUGAUUUGGUAGUCCAAGUUUGAUUUCUCACUGUACCAACGUGGAAUCAGAGGAGUUUAUUUCUGGUGAUUAGGAAUAAAUUUCUCGAAAUAAUGUGGUUUGGAUCCCACAAUAAGCUGUAGGUCCUGUCACUAGGUAACCAAUUGGUUCCUAGCCACGUAAAAAUAUCUAAUGCUUCGGGCCAGCCCUAGAAGAGCUGUAUAAUGAGCUCAGUGGUCUGUCUAAUCCAAGAUAUACUUAACUUCCCAUCAUGUAUAGCAGGAAAGAACUCCCAACCAGUCUGCAGAGAAAUUCUGUGGGAACACUGACCAAUCUAGAAAACUCAUCACCUCAAAUACUUUAAAAGUAUUUUUCACUGAGUAAGCUAACUCAGUAGCCAAAAACAUUAUUUGGCAGCAUUAAAGGUUGCCCAGAGAAUUCCCCCUUUGAGGAGGCAGAUACUCCCUAAGAGGGGACUUCUAUUGUGGCCUAGGAGUGGUACUUAGAAUAAAAAUCCUAGUAGGAGGGAAACUGAAGGCAGCUUUAUCUUAUUUCCUCUUCAUUGGCAGCCAUUCUUCAAUCCCGCCAUAGGCCUUUUUCGCCAAAGAAGAAGGUACUAAUUUAAGCAGUCUUGAAUAGUUCACAGAAUGAGUUUCCAUUAAAAAGGAAGAAGCUGGUGAGGUAGGCGCUGAUGGGAGAGAAAAACUGGGAAAUGUUGCCAGCAGAAAUCUCAUUAACUAGGCAUAGGCUGUCGGAGGAGUGUCCGUUUCCUCUUCUUCCUCAGAGGAAACCAGAGAUAAAGCCAAAUCUGGGGAAUCUUCAGGAGAUGACAGCAGCUUAUUAAGAAGCUUCAAUAUACUCUCCAACUUCUUCUGGGUAGGAUCCAAAGUCGUUGACAUGUCUUAAAUUUGAGCUGUCUGAACUCUCAUACUAGCAGACACUUGCACCUGCUGAACUUGCUAGGGAGUGGGCGCCAAUGAACGCUUUGGUGCCAGUUCCACUGACAGCAAAACUGGGAGCUCAGAUGCCAGAGAAGUGUCCACCACCUGGGAUUCCCAUGGUACAUCAACAACGGUGAGCCACUGGAAGUUGCGGUGCUGCUGUACAAACCGUUACUGGCAGACGUCUACUUCUAAAGGAAGAUCCGACAUUACUUGAUUAGAAGGAGGAUUACGAUCCUUAGAAGAAAGCUUCUUAUCAGUAGAUGAUGAAGUGCCCUUACAUGAAGCCUGGCACUUCAGCAGCUGUGAAAAAUCUCCUAAAGAAAGGCUGUCCGAUGAAAAGUGCUCCGGACUAUCCCAGUGGAUACAAGAAGAUUGCUCUCUUGCUUUCUUACACAGCACAGAAGAAGACUGACACACACUCACAGCUCUCCUUUUCAACGGGCACGAUUUCUCCACAAAAUACCCAGGAGACGAGCCUGAAUAAUUUCCUAGCCUAAUUUUUUCUACACACAACAAUCAUUCAAGCUACCCACCUGUUCAUGUUUCUCGGUUCCAUUUUAGUCCAGCUUGAGUCUUUGAACAACACUACAGCAAGACUUACAAUCCUUAAAUUCCUAAAAGAGAGAGAGCUCUCUCCUACCCUACCAAAACACCAGAUCCAUCCCGCCUCUACUUCUGGCACGACCCGCAGAUUUCAAAAAUUUUAACUGCCGAACAUAUGAAACUAGUAAUAGCUAUGUACUACUAGGUAAGUAAAUAGAUAUAAAAUCAUAAAUUUUAAAAGUAAAUUGUAUUUUUCUCAUUCCGAAAGGCACUGCCCUCCAACAUAAGAGAAGACUUGAGAAUAAGUCACUAAAUUGUCACAACACUCCGCUCCUCGCGCGAUAAGCGAGCAAAGAGGGCGAUGGAGAUAUAAGUCCGGAAGGAGAAAACACUAUAAGGAAGAAUACCAGGAGAGAUAAACUAAAGGCAAAUGCUCCUUAGUGUUCCUCCUGGCAAAAUUCCAACAGAGCAAGAGGAACAUCUAAAAAAUAAUCAUAACAAACAUACUUCCGUGCCCUUAUCAAAGGGCAUAUGAAUGUGAUAAGGGUCACUAUUUAAACCCUUGGCUACGGACCCCAAGACACACAUGCUGGGGAAAGCAGCCUGUAAAACUAUCACAAAUCAUGGAUUUGUAUAUUAAUUAAUAAAUAACUGUAUACAGUCGGCUCCCCCCCCCCAUAUUCGCGUUCUCAAGAUUCUCGGACUCGCCUGUUAGCAGAUUUCUCUUUGGACCAUAUCUACCCAUUAUUUGCAGGAAAUUCGCCUAUUUGCGUUAUUUUUCUUUGAGAAAUACUCAAAUUAUACUGUAUUUUCAUAUCAUUUCAUGACUAAAUGCACAGUUUGUGAUGAUAUUCAGUUAUAAGCAUUUUUGGAGGGUUAUUCUUGUGUUUGAACUAUCAAAUUAGGCAUUUAAAAGCAUUUUUAGAGGGGCUCUUAAGUAUUCGUGGAUUUUAGCUAUUCACAGUGGGUCUGUGAUGCAUCCCCCGCAAAUACGGGGGGUUUACUGUAUUCAAUAUAUUAACAAAAGAUCCCACUGGGAAAAUCAAGUUUAAAGAGCUCACAAAAACACUUUGCUUUGCAUGAUGGUUGAAAGCAAAGUGGAAUGUUUACAUCAAGGCAGGUGGGUCUCCCCACCUACCAGAUGGUAGUUACUGUCUAACCACCUUGUUCAAGAGUUUCAACAGCCGUGUUCCAGCUUCGUGGUAAGCAAUUCCUAUUGUAAAGGACCAGGGGCUUGUAUAUUAUGUAGGAACAAAUAUAUUGAAUUCAUUAGGAGGGUUCCUACAUAUGGAAGGAUACAGGUAUGUCUAAUGUCCUGACAGUUACAAGUUUAGUUUUGAUGCUCAGCCUCAACAUCCUACUAUUUUUAGUCAAGUUAACUUGGUAAGUAAGUAUGACAGGUCCCAUCAUCACUCCUUGUGAUGUGUGGUUAAAGCACUAUGCUAAUGCGGACUGCUGAAAGUUCACAUUUAUGUGAGCUACGAUUUUUCCUACAUAAAUACAAACCUUUGUUCUUUACAAAGGAUUUAGCUUGUGACUCAAGCUGGAAUGGCCAUUUAAACUUAUUGACAAGGUGGUCAACUACUGACAGGCAGGGGAAGCCCGCCCACUUGUCGUUCUGCACUCCACUUUGCUCCUGGCCUCUGUCGAGUCAAGAUGUUUCUCAUGAUUCUCUGCCUGACUUUUGCAGUUGAAACUUAUGGCAAUUUUCAGCAUUGGUAAAGGGGCAUUUUACAGUGCCUUAAAGCACCGAUACAUCAAGUUACGGUGCUGUAAAUCCCAUUGACGUUGCUAACGUCAAGAAUGGGCAUCAAGUUGACAGCGAUUACGUAUGUUCCACAGAAAAACCUGAGAAUUGGUGAGUCCAUGAAUUGUGAGACUGCUAAUAGCAGUGUUUGACUGUACUUAAUGGGCCAAAACUCUAGCAUCUAAUACAUCUCAUCUGAGUGGUACGUUAAAGCUGCCGGGUUCAUUUCUCUGCUCCUAAUGGACCAGGAAGGUAACACCCCAGGUGGGGCAAACCUACCAGUCAGUUCAGAGAUUACCCAAAUUCCUCCCACCAAUCAGUAAGUCUCUUAUGUAAAGAACAAAGGUUUGUAUUUGUGUAGGAACAAAUAGCACAUUUUAAAUGUAAUUUGUAUUUUUCCUAACAUAGAAACCUGAAGUUCUUUACACCUGAGUCACCCCACAAUCUGGUAUCUGGGCUGGAAGGCAAAAUGAGUGACCGACAGGUGGGUGGGGCUUCCUCCACCUGUUGGUAGUUGACUACCUUGUCAAUAAGUUUGAAUGGCUGUUACAGCUCACAUAACUUCAGGUUUUAAAAAUUUGCUAUGUUUCAGACUUUCCUCUCUCCCUAUUGAGCUUAGGAUGUCUGUUGUAUACCUCAAAUCAAAGCCCAAAAUGGUGUAUACUCACAGCUAGUUAUCUUGGCCUAAACAUUUUUUGAAUGAUAUAUCUACUUAAAACUUCCUUUAUGCUCUGGCUACAGAGAUUUUACACACACUACAGUUCAUGUUUACUGUAAAUCACAAGGCUUUUACAAGAAAUAAUCCAAGUAGAGGGGAUCUCUUUUCCAAUUUGAUAAACUUUUAUUUUACAUAUUACUGAAUAAAAAGCUUCCAACUUGGAGUGCCCUUAUCCUAUCUCCUCAGGUUAGUGAACAUCUCUGAGUCAUAGAAAUAUCAGUGCUUGACAUUGAAGAGUGGGUUCUUCCAAGUGAGAAGAGUCUUGAUUGUCACACCUCUACCACAAUGCAUGCUUUAGCAACAGUUUAGUACUCAAGUUGGGCACUAAGCCUAUGUGGAGGUAAAGGUUUGUAUCUCUAAUUAUUUUAAAUUUUACAUGUAGUUUGCACAGUGAAAGAACAAAAAAAAAUUGUCAAAAAUAUGGUUAACAUAUCUUACAAGGUCAAAAUGACACUCGUUUAAACAAUUGGAGAGAGCUCCUAACUUGGUAACAUGACCUACAUUUCAUGGUUGAAUGCCACCCCUGAAGUUAGCGGAAAAUCAAAUAGCAAACUCUAGGCAAAUUCAAACUCCCGCUACUACAAAAAUAUACAUUUAUUUCCCAAAAAUAGCUUAAGAAAGAUGAAAAUGGAAUAAAUGAGUUAAGAAAUGUCUCAAAAAAAAAAAUGUUAAACUAUCAUAUCCUUCCCAAAAUCUUAUUUAAGUAAGUACCCCUCUUAUCUCUUUCUGUCCAAGAAUUCAUAGUUUAUCAAAAGUCAGUACAAGUCUAGAGAAACCCCAUUUUUCUAUAUGGUGACUUUGAAUCCAUCUGAAAAUGAGAAGAUAGUUAUCAGACAAGUAAACAUUAAAGUUCAUCAAUAAAAUGUGUGCCACAUAGCACUCCCCUUUCUCUAGAACUGAACUUAAUGUCACUUCACUUUUACCUUUUCCGACAGACCUCCGAACGCCUCUUCUGUGGGGUGUUCCACACACAAUCAAACAAUAUCAGGGAGUAAACCUUUAGUUCUCAUAUAAGAGAUUAUAACUCACUUUCUGUGACUCACAUAUAUCGAAUGUAUGCCCACUAAUGCCCACUAACCGAUGUACGGAUACACGCAUACAAUGUAGCUUGGUAACUUUUGCUGUGAUUAACUCAUGUCUCUGGAAUGCAUCAACGACCUCAUUUAUGCAUACUGCUUGUUUUCUAUUUGUUUUUGAUCUCAGCAUCUAUGAGGAAUCUAGCGAUUGCACCUGUCUCUAACCGGCAAGAGCUAAGGUUAUCAACCCCACUAUUCAAAUAUAUAUAUUUAUCAUGAUAAGUGUGUUCUGUCUGGAAUAAUAUUUACUGUUAAACAGAAAAAUUCAGAGCAAAUCAUCAAAAAACUCCAUGAAGACAAUGUAGAAAUUUUAUUGUCUUGCAGUUGGAUACUAGAGAAAAACUAGCUGUUAAUAAUACACUCUGAUCUAAAAAAUCUGGCUUUCUGUGGUCUGGGAACUCCUUGAUCCGGGAUAUUUUUUAAUCAGCCACCAUUAGUCUUUAGCAUCUACCAAGGAGUCACCACGUUUCAGUUUUUGGAUUUAGGCGCUGAAGCUGUUCCGUAAAUACACAAGCAACAGUUUAUUUCCAAUGAAAACAUUCUUUGAAACUAAAAAUAUAUAGUUUACAUACAGAGGAUACAGAAGUACCGUAAUUUAUGUAUAUACUUGGGUAUCAUCCAAUCUUGUGUAUCAUGUGAUCAUUGAAAUUUUGUCCAAAAACAUGAUUUCAUCAUAUACAUUGUGUAUUAUAUAGUGUGAGAUGUUUUUUUAGUAGAUUACACUUUGUUAGGCUUUCUAUGCCUGUCUCGGUUUCGAUAGAUACCAUUGAUAAUGCAUAUUAUAUCUGAAUUAGCGUUUAACUAUAAAUAUGUUUAGAAGCCAAAGGUCAUUAGGUUGAAUGCAAAUCUUCAUACACUAAAUCAAUCUUACCAACAUUGUGACUUGUGUAAGAAUUCAUCACUAUUUCUUAUAAUUAACAACCAUUUACUAGUACUGCAUGCAAAACACAGGCAUAAACAAAGUACUGACAUAAACAGCUGUUUGCCGAUGUCAGUUACCAUAACAUGUUUAUUAAGGGUUACGUUACAGUUGUCGUGCCAAUAUCAGUUACCACAACAUGUAUAUUAAGGGUUGCGUUACAGUUGUCGUCUUGUUAAAAAUUUGCUCAAUUUUAAUGGUGACUUCCAUAAAUAAGAAUAAAAUAAAUCUAUUCAUCUUUCACUCAACGGAGAGGGAAGUGUUAAAAAAGUUUGCCACUAAAUUUAUGGUUGUAGCUGAGGCAGAAGUGAAUAAUGUGCAGGCCACAAAAUGUUCUGGAAGAGCCAAAAGCAACAUCUGAUAUUGUAGCAACUCUUGGCAGAAUAUAAAUGGCACAUGUUUACUAUGUUCAUAAUUUAUAAAUCGAUGUGGCAACAAUGUAUAAAAUAUAAUUGCAUACAGUACGUAAAAAAACAGGUUUGGCAUAGGAAAAACCUAUUUUUGGUAGCCGCUGUGAGUCCUCAAAGGAGUUACUCUCAUGGGUCCAAUAGAGGCUCCAUAAGAUAGAGCAACUAAUAUUGAAGACCUCUCUUGUAGUCAUUCUUGGCCAAUAUAUUGCAUGUUGACAAAAAGGCUCUUUCUCUCGUCUACAGCAACUAUACCUCGGUUCCAUUCCUAUUGUCAACUUACAAGAUUGUGGCAAGAGUACAUCUUAUGUAGGUCGCCAUUGUGUCAGUCGCGUAUCUGCACAAGACCCGGCCUUCAUAACUCUCUUUUAGGUCUAUGCAGAAUAAUUAUUCACUAAAUCCCAUGCCUUUUUGUCAGGGAAAGUGGGUUUGUCUGAGGACUCACAGUAGCUACCAAAAAUAGGUUUUUCCUACAUUAAAACCUAUUUUUUUUUUAUAGUGUAGCCACGGUUCAUUCUCAAAGAAGCUUACCAAAAAAGUAGACAGGUGACGAAAUGGGUUAAACUCAUAAAUUCAAUCCCAACAACCCAGAUAAAAUUUUUGGUCCAAGAGCAAGCCACAAGUUUUAAAACAUUCUUUAUUCCAGAUACCCUUAAGGGUUUGGAAACGAAAAACAUGAAACUAAACAUGAAUUUAUGUUUUUUAGGAUGUAGUUCUACAAUGAUAUACCUAAAUAUGCUGGGUUUCAUCGCAGUAUUGUUGCACCUUUCCCAGUGAUAUCUUAGCGUACCCACCACAUCAAGAAGACCCCUGGUUUUCCACUUUAACAUCUAUGGGGUCAGGACUAACCAUACUGUCUCUGAUGACCACACUGUAGACUCAGAGACUUCUUUGUAAGAAACAUUUUUGAAGAAAGCCUAUGAUGUGCUUGCUUUCCUAAUGCCAUAUGAGUUAGGAAAGGAGUGUGGGUCUGCCUUUUUAAUUAGGGCCACUGAAUUUAUUCUCACCUCUUGUAGGGGCCAGGGUACAAGCUGUUUUAGUGAUGUAGCGUCUCCGUCUAAAAGAGUCCGGUUUACUAAUAUGAACUCCUGAUGCCAAAGUAGUCAAGAGCAUUGCCUUUUGCAGCUUAUGAGUCAUGGUUGUAUUGGGCCCACUGAACUGAGGGGCUGACAGAAGCUGAGGCACCUUAUCAGGGACCAAGUAAUUGGAAGCCUUGGAGGAGCUGGUCUUUGUAAUGCAAAAGACUGGAGAAGUAACAAUUUCUAUAUUAGAAUCAAUACGAAAUCCAUAAGGCAACGGUUCCGUUGGUGUUGCUUUGCAUGCCUUGACUGUUGUAACAGAAAGGCAUUUGUCUUCAACAGAGUUCCCACCUGGGCUCUCAGCAUGGACGUAAUCUAACCAUACUUUCCAUAUGGGCUGGUAAUAUUUGUCAAAUAGAUAUGUCCAUGGUUUCUGCACUAGGUACCUAGCAAUGUUGGGUGGGUAAUUUUCACGACAGACAAGAUUUAAAAGAUCCACAUAUGAAGGUCUCUGCUCAGAGAGGAGGAUGCGUAGAUAACUUUCCCUCCUACUGUCUGGGAUAGGACAACGGACAAUAAUGGAAUAGAGUUUUUCGCCUGUUGUUGAAGUAAUAGGAACUAAUGCCUGUUUGAACAAUUUAGGGCUACCGUCAAUUCCCCGUAUUCGUGGACUCACGUAUUCACGGAUUUCUCUCGGGAACAUGUACCUCCAUUAUUCAGGGGGAAAUUCGCCUAUUGGUCCACAAAUUCUUUUUUUUCUUCUUAGCAAUUUAAUCAUAAAAGGAACUUUUUGUGAUCAAACUUAAAAAACCAGGUAUAAAAAUUUUUAGUAGGUUUUUCUUGAGUCAUAACUAAUAAAAUAGGCAGUUUUAAGUGUUUUUAUAGGGGUUUCAACUUUUUGCGGGUGGUUUGGUUACACAUCCUCACGAAUACAGGGGGAAUACUGUAUUUCAGUAACUGGCUUCUUUAAAGGUUAGAAGCUUGUUCAAGACUGAAAUCUGGAAGUUAGUGGAAGCAUGCUGGCAAGUAAUUUAGUAGUGUGAUUAUCUAACCUUCACUCUGUUGAGGUUGUUGUUUCCCUUGAUAGAGAGUCUUCUAUUACAUCGAGAGACCAAUUGUGGACAAGUGCCACUUCAUUUGUUGGCUACCUCGAGAGUACCAUAAACAACCAACCAAACUAAUUUUUGUCUUGUGGGAGAUUGCCAUCUCCCAACUUUUCAUGAAAUAAACUACCAGCUAGAAAGUUUCUAAAACUUUUCACUGUGACUUAAAACUAUGUACUUUGCUUGCUACUGAGUUUUGGGUCUUCCAUAAUAACCGAAAUAAGAUCUAUGAGCACUUAUCAACAGAUGACAUUAUGUCGUGUGUUGACGCUUGCAUAAACCAGAGAGUAAUGAAGACUGGGUCUUGCACAGGUACAUGGUCUACACAAUGGCGACCUACGUAAAAUGCACUGUUGCCACUAUCUUGCUGGUUGAUGAUAGUUAUGGAAUCGAGGAAGUUGCUGUAGACAAGAGAAAGAACCCUCUUGGCUUGAGUCCUAUAUUCUAUCAGUGUCAACAUGCAAUACACUGGCCGAGACAGACUAAAAGAAUUCUUUGAUAUUAUUGGUCUAUCUUAUGGAGUCUCUAAUGGACCUAUGAGAGUAACUCCUUGUAGGACUAACGACAGUUACUCUAUCAAAACAAUGUUUACUAAAUUAUCAUUAUUCUUAAUACAACUGUAUUAUUUGACUUUUGCAAAUGGAUAUCUGUCAGUGUUAUAACCUGUCCAAGCCAAAAGUCUCUCUCUCUCUCUCUCUCUCUCUCUCUCUCUCU
Molecule: messenger RNA, 12466 nt
Organism: Macrobrachium nipponense
Lineage: Eukaryota; Metazoa; Arthropoda; Malacostraca; Decapoda; Palaemonidae
Gene: aln
Product: divergent protein kinase domain 1C-like
Exons: 3
Coding region: 96-1358 (420 amino acids)
Source: RefSeq, a predicted model, not a curated record